Molecule: messenger RNA, 3761 nt
Organism: Paramormyrops kingsleyae
Lineage: Eukaryota; Metazoa; Chordata; Actinopteri; Osteoglossiformes; Mormyridae
Source: RefSeq, a predicted model, not a curated record
AUGGAGCCCGACGGUUUGCGUGAAAGUCCGGCGGGUUCCGGAGGCCCGGAACCGGGCGAUUGGCGGGAGGAGACGCCUGGCGAGGAGGCGGAGGAGAAAGACCGGGGGCAGAAAGGGAGAGCAGGGAAUGGUGGAAACGCCCAAAAUUUGGAAACGACAGGGGGCGAAUUUGAGAAGGAUGUGAUAAAGCUGAAGGAGAAUACAGAAAAUGAAAACGGUAAUGAAAAUAAUAUUGAUUACAACGGAGAAGAGGACAAAAAAUAUGAAGAAGAAUUAGAUCCAAGAAUUCAGGAGGAGCUGGAGCAGUUGAACCAAGCGAGUGCAGAAAUCAACCAGCUGGAGCUGCAGCUGGAUGAGGCGCGCUCCAGUUACAGGAAGAUCCUCACCGACUCGGCCCGGAAGCUGAACACUCAGGGCUCCCAGCUGGGCAUGUGCAUCGAGAAGGCCCGGCCAUACUACGAAGCUCGGCGACAGGCCAAGGAGGCUCAGCAGGAGACUCAGAGGGCGGCGCUGAGAUACGAGAGGGCCGUUUCCAUGCAUACAGCAGCCAGGGAGAUGGUGUACGUGGCGGAGCAGGGGCUGCUUGCUGACCGGAACACACUAGACCCCACUUGGCAGGAAAUGCUGAACCAUGCCACUGCUAAGGUAAACGAGGCGGAGGAAGAACGGCUGCGGAGCGAGCGGGAGCACCAGCGCGUCACGCAGCUGUGCCAGGAGGCCGAGGCACGGGUGCAGACCCUGCAGAAGAACCUCAAGAGGGUCAUCGUCAAGUCCAAGCCCUACUUCGAGCUCAAGGCCCAGCUCAACCACAUCCUGGAGGAGCAUAAAUCUAAAGUAGUCCGGCUGGAGGAACGUGUGUCCAAGGUGAAGACCCGUUACUCGGUGGCCCUGCGCAACCUCGAGCAAAUCAGCGAGCAGAUCCAUGCCCAGAGGGGGCGCCGACGAGCUGCAAGGAGGACGCGCUGCACCUACGAGGGGCGGACCUCUCCCAUUGGGGCGGAGUCGGAGGGAGGGGCUUCCGGAGGAGAGGUGGAGAGCGACUGGGUGCUCAGUGAGAAAACCAGACAGUGGGUGGAGAGGCACUCGGAGAGCGGCUGGGGGGUGAGGGAGCGGGCCGAGAUGGACCGGGCCGGGUCCGACACCAUGUCCGUGUUUAGCCUGAGGACCAUCGCGUCUGACCUGGAGAAGUGCGACUCCGUGGAGCACUUGGGCAACCUGAGCGAUGUUGUCAGUUUGGUGGGGGACGAGGGCGAGAAAGACAGGGGCAAGACUGAUGCUCUGGAUGCAGUGAGACGGGGCCAGGAGGCCUGGGACAGGGAGGCGGAGGCGACGGUGGUGGCAGCGACGGAAGGAAGCGAGAAGCAGAAGAGUUUCCUCAAACAGCAUCACAGGAGUGUGAGUCUGUGAUCUCUGCUCAUGUCACAGGAGUGUGAGUCUGUGAUCUCUGCUCAUGUAUGGAGCAGAGUGACUUAUAGAUGAUCAGACAGGGAUGGGAAUUAGUCAUAAUUGCAGAAAAAAAUGCUAGAAGGGUUAGCUAGAGAUAAAAAUGGAAAAUAAGUGAAACACUAACAUGGCAUUCGAGAGCUAGCUUUAAUACACCAUGGGCGUACUAAUCGAUGGCGGCCAUAGAUGAAGAGAUCCUUCGUCUCUUCAGGACCACCAUCAGCAAGUGAAAUACUGGCACUGUGCACCGAGGGAUGAUAUUGAUUGACUCGCACGGAAGCGGAGCUUAUCGGUUUCCAUACCGCUGUACUUGUAGCUCAGAGGAAGUCGAGUGAAAACACUUCAAUUUGUGCUAUAUUGGUUAAACUCUGUGUCGUGCAUUUUUCUAGAAAUGUUUUCAUUUGUUGUAGAUCCUCUUGGCUGACUGGAGUAUUAACUUAUUACUUAAGUCACUUUAUGAAAACAAAAUAAUCAUAGUAGUAACUUUGAAUUGAGUGGUAAAGGGUUUUUAGUUACUGGCUGGGAAAUCAAGCCCAGUUCCUGGAUAAUACUGUUACUAUAGGCUAAAAGGAAGACUACUGAAGUACUGGGGAAAAAAAAGCCACACAAUUGAAAGCGGGGUCCUUUGGUGCCCAGUUCCGGACCUCAGCGGGCUUUCCUCUUCCUCCGUCCGCGCUUAGUUUGGACGAGGGAAGUCCUCUCCGUCCGCGUCUUACCGCGCUAUGGCCUUAACGAGAAACCAGCCGUUUUCUGUAGUCGACAAUGACUCGCCGAGUUGUGGCGUCUUUGCAAAAUCUUGGGAACGGUCAGUAUUCUGGACUUGCGUCAACUUUACUGUCAGAGGGAGUCUUAAGUGCCUUUUAGCUGUGAAGGAAGGCGAGGUCUUACAGCAGGGCAUAGAGGAGUCAACACAGAAAUAGCGCAUAAGAUCUGUGGUUUCACCCGAUCCAACUUACCCGCUGGUCACUUUAACAGAUGUUCUCUCUUGCUCACACAAGAGGCCACAUGUGCGUCACCUCUAGUUCUGAAACCCUCACCUGCUUCUCAUGCUAGAGAAGCAUUAUAAGCUGCCUGAAGUUGGCACCUUCUUGGUAUUUCCCCCCCCCUCCCCCCCAAGAAAGUAUAAUCCGAACUUCCAAAGGGUCCUCUGAGGUUGGUGCCGGAUUCUUUAAUGAAACAUGACAAGCUCCUCGCGCCACAGAAACUCUGCCGCUGCUCGGCUACAGCACAAGCCCGUUACGGAUUGCAGUCACGUCCUAUCAAAGGGCAGAGUCUCACUCUGAAAACAAAGAAUUUCAAUGAAUUAAAUAUCUUCUUGACAGGCAUGCCUAAACUAAUGCUUUGGCAUGGCAUGAUGUUCUAGCACGCACUGAUUUAUUUUCCCUUGUUUGAUUUUUUUUUGUUUGUUCUUAAAUAUGUCAUAAUUAGUUUUGGUUUCUCAGCAGGUACUUAUAAUCAGUAGAGCACUUUUAUAAGGUGCCUUUGCCAUAUGAACAUGUAGGAUUAUAAAGAAAAUUGAAUUCAGGAGAGCAUGCACGGUAAUCCUGUUCCUUGGGCUUUAAUGAGAUGCCCCUCGCCGUUACUUUGCAGCUGAUUGGUUUAUCAUCCUUCUGCUGGUCCUUGGUCCUUCCACAGGCUUCCUCUUGGGGCUCAGUCGAUGCGAAGGCUCCUGUUCAGUAAUUUAGAGUCGAAGCUUCUCUGACUCUGUGCCGCUCCCUCCUGGGCAGAGAUGGGACCGGUUGAGCACAAGGCCACACCUUGUAUAAGCUGUAGAUAUUUCGAUGUUUCUUUGUAGCGAUAACCUUGCGCGGCUGCUUUCAGUGUUACAGGCACACUGGCGAUCCUUAACGAUCUCAGCUCAAACUGGACCUCGAGCAUCACGUCUCCUCUGCCUCUCUCCUGCCCCGCCUCGCCUCCCCCGACGGUUUCUCGUGACUCCCCUCACCCCUACGCUCCCCCCUCCUUCCCAUCUAUUCUUUUGCUCCUGCUCCCUCUGCCCUUCCCCUGACACUGAUCUGUGACACUCUGGGUGAGUGAGCUGGCGAGGGACGUCCCCAGCGAGCCUCGCUCCCGGAUAGGAGAUCAGCGCUUCCCAGCAGAGCCUCAGCAGAAUGCCUCACCCCACAGCCCUGUCUGCUGUACAUUUUCCUGAGCUUUUUCCUGUUUUCUUUUUUUUUUAAAGCUUUCUCCAAGUGUGAUGUCUUUUGAAAAGUGAAGUAGACGUCUAAUAAUUCAGAUGAUGUGCUUGAUGAUGUCAUUAACGAUGUAAAUGGUAACUUAUGCAACCCUAAAUCAAAUAAAACUUUUAUUUAAUAUCU